CCUUUCCCUUGUUCUGCCUCGGUUCACAUGUGCGUGUUUCCGUGACAUCACUCUCCCAUUAAAACCAGGAAUAUUUAGAUUUAUUCUCAUUAUGUCAUCUCCGAAGCGACAGAAAAUGGCAUCUCUUUUGGAACAGCUCAAGCAGCAGUCGACUGUAGUGGCGGAUACGGGAGAUUUCGAACUCAUCCAGCAGUAUCAGCCCACUGAUGCCACCACCAAUCCAUCACUGCUCUUGGCUGCAGCUAAGAUUGAAAAAUACCAUCAUCUCAUCGAUGAUGCCGUCAAGUAUGGCAAAGCCAAUGGAAGCACAAUGGACGAGCAGGUCACAGCAACCAUGGACAAGCUUUUUGUCAACUUCGGUGUUGAGAUUCUGAAGAUCGUACCGGGGAGGGUCUCCACUGAGGUCGAUGCUCGCCUGUCAUUUGAUAUUGAGAAGCAGAUUGAGAAGGGCAAGAAGUUGAUUAAGUUGUACGAAGACCAAGGUAUUGACAAGAGCCGUGUCCUGAUCAAACUCAGCUCAACUUGGGAAGGAAUCCAGGCAGCAAGGAAGUUGGAGGCUGAAUAUGGCAUAACCUGUAACCUGACUCUGCUGUUCUCAUUUGCACAGGCUGUCGCUUGUGCCGAGGCUAAUGUCACCCUCAUUUCACCAUUCGUUGGUCGUAUCAUGGAUUGGUACAAGGCUCACACCGGCAAGUCUGGAUAUGAAGCAACCGAAGACCCAGGAGUGAUAAGCGUGAAAAAGAUCUACAACUACUACAAGAAGUUUGGGUACAAGACUGUUGUGAUGGGAGCAUCAUUCCGCAACAUCGGUGAAAUCACGGAGCUGGCUGGAGUGGAUUACAUAACAAUCAGUCCCAAGUUGCUGGAAGAACUGAAGGUUACCAAUGCUCCAUUAACGCGCAAGUUGUCUGUUGAAGAAGCGCAAAAACUUGACUUGGAGAAGAUCUCCCUGAAGGAACAGCAGUUUCGUUACCUCCACAAUGAGGACAGGAUGGCUGUGGAAAAACUCUCAGACGGAAUCCGCAAUUUUGCGGCCGAUGCCAUCAAGCUGGAGAACAUGCUGAAGGAGAAGCUUGCUUAGGUCUGGCCAAUUCCAGAGGUUGAAGUGCAUUCAGUCCACCAAUCAAUGAGUAGUCUUUAGUUUGAAUUCCAGGGCUCUAAUUUCAAGGGAUUUUCAAAAAGGUACGAUACAUCGAUAGAAAAAUAUGGCUGAGGGUUUUUGCAAAACACUGCCAAGGCUGCUGUGCGCACAAUACCCAGUUUGUAUUUGGAUUCGCCAAAUCAGAGUAGGCCUAGGCGCAACAGUUAGUGUCAAAACUUAGAGAAAUUGUCACUAUGGUCACUUGUUUGGUUGUACAGUGAAAAUUAGAUGAGCAGACCUUUUUUGCGCCAAGACGACCAUAGUAAAUUAAUCAUCAUGCUAAAGAGAUCUCUAUUUGGGGGUUGGGUGGUGGUUAUAAACAGCCUUGCUUCUUUUUAAACGCCUGGUCACCUGAUCAUGUCUAGUUCUGACUGAUGUGACUAUUCUAACAAAGGCUAAAGCCAUGUUCCUAUUUGACUUUUUCUUCCGCUGCCAAGCGGAAAGUUAACAUGACUGGCUUUAGUGUAACUCUACCGUGCGUUCCCACCUAGACUUUUAUUCCCGAGAGGUUUGAAUAGUUUUACAUUGCGAAGCUGUUCCCAUUGGACUCUUCAGGGGCCCUGUUAAGUUAUCGUGGCUGUGCAGAAAGUCUUGUGCAACCUCUGUCUGCCUGUUAGUUUUAACUCACAGUUGCAGUAAAUUGAAAGGGAGGUCAGUUUACCACGAGUCCCCAUUUGUCAUUCUACAGAAAAGUUGCGGUACUUAAAAAAAGUCCAGUGGGAACACGGCUUUAUACCGACUUAACUAAAGACAGUUCAAAUCUCUGGUGCUCUUUACUAGACUUGUCUUAAAUAAUGUGGUACUAUUUUUUGGUGAUGAUUCCCUGUAAAUCAUGAUAAAUAUGAUAAAUAGUGUCAUCCCACCCACCCCCCAAAAAAAAGAUAAAAAGUAAAUAAAUAAUAUCUGAACAGAAUGUUCCCACACUAAAACACACUUUUCCCUCUAGUACAGAAGUACCGACAUGUAGAACCCUCUAAAGAAUUCCUGAGGUUCCCAAAA
This is a messenger RNA of Asterias rubens (European starfish), 2140 nucleotides long. Its product is annotated as transaldolase-like. Gene Ontology annotation, cellular component: cytoplasm; intracellular anatomical structure. The transcript has 9 exons. NCBI's taxonomy places the organism in Eukaryota, Metazoa, Echinodermata, Asteroidea, Forcipulatida, Asteriidae. The coding region runs from base 92 to 1081 and encodes 329 amino acids. The record is from RefSeq and is a predicted model, not a curated record. Gene Ontology annotation, biological process: carbohydrate metabolic process; pentose-phosphate shunt; pentose-phosphate shunt, non-oxidative branch. Gene Ontology annotation, molecular function: transaldolase activity.